AUGGGUUACACCAAGCAUCUGUUUAUGUUGUCUGUCUGGAUCGCUUUUUCGCUUGUGCAUAGCUCUGCAUCGGCUGUCAAAGGCCUUUCUGCAGGAGAUGCACAUCCGGCAGUGCGCGUUCCACUGCAGGACCCCGGGAGCGAUAAAACGUGCUCCGCUGAAGGUAACGAAAUUACAGUAAACGUCGCCGCUAACGACGUUGAAGCAACGUUCAAGUGUGAUGGUACUGUUACUACCCUAUACCCGGCAGAUUGUAACGGCAACAGUUGCCCGUCCGUGUUAGGAUCCGGAGACAGCGAAAACGUACCGAUGAUUUGCGAAGAUGACAACUGCCGAACAAUAAAGCCUCUGACAGAGGUGUUUCCUGGUGCCAGGCGAAAUAAUAAUGACAACCACGUGUAUACGCUGACGUUUCCCGCUGAGGACCGGCCAAAGCAAGACGCAUGGUAUCACUGCAGAACUGCAGCAAAAACCAACCCUUGCAAGGUUAAAAUCAGCGUCGCAAAGGCUCUAAAAGACCCUCCGGAUACCCAGAUAUGCUCCAAUCAGAACCGCGAUAUUACAAUAGAGGUCGGAGAAGACACAACAGAAGCUAGGUUCAAAUGCAGUGACACACUAACCACGCUAGACCCGCAAGACUGCCCCGGUGGGACAUGCCCGGUGAUGGUGGCGCACGGCGAUGACGAGCCGGUAUCGAUGAUAUAUGAAGAUGAGGAUUGCAGUACAGCUAAGCCCUUAGACCAAGUAUUCCCAGGCGCCACGCGGCACGACGAUGCAACAAACCACGUUUACAAGCUGACGAUUCCAAAGGAAGGAAGGACGACAAAGGCCGCUUGGUAUCAGUGCAAAGGGUCAGCACGAAACAGCAACACCCUUUGCAAAGUCAAAAUCAACGUCACCGCUGCUCGGCCGACGCCUCCCACUCCAGAGGCGAAGAACAAAUGCACGGCCGGCGGCGAGGAACUGAAUCUCAGUGCGACGCCUCAGUUGCCUCUCACAUUCGUGUGCCCGCACGACCUUCCUCUAAAGCCUAGUGAAACGAGGGUGUACGACAACCGCGACGGUCAAUGCACGAACGAAGUGGACCUCUCUAGUCUCGUAGAUGCGACUCUCUCGAGCACAACUCAGGUGGAUACGUUGGCACCGGGAGAUACCACGUAUACAUUGACUGUGAGGAGGCUUCCGCCAGAGAGGGCACUGCUCUGCUAUAGGUGCUCGGGUCAAAGUGCCUCUUCGUACUCUUUCAGAAAGUCUAGAAGUCCUGAUGACGAAGCAGAUUGUUUGGUGAAAGUUACGAUCGAAGCAGACCCUACAUCAACGAGUCCUCCGACGACGCCGACUGAGACUCCGUCGACCCCUACGACAUCAUCUGCAAUGGCUAAAGGAAGUAUAGUUAUGUUGUAUCGUAACAUCCCAAUUGUGAUCUUGGCAGCGGGCGCGAUCUACAGGAUCUGA
Toxoplasma gondii ME49 is the source of this 1455-nucleotide messenger RNA. RefSeq names its product SAG-related sequence SRS26C (gene SRS26C). The coding region runs from base 1 to 1455 and encodes 484 amino acids. The transcript has a single exon. The record is from RefSeq and is a predicted model, not a curated record. Gene Ontology annotation, cellular component: membrane. Lineage: Eukaryota; Apicomplexa; Conoidasida; Eucoccidiorida; Sarcocystidae.